Molecule: messenger RNA, 1062 nt
Organism: Plectropomus leopardus (leopard coralgrouper)
Lineage: Eukaryota; Metazoa; Chordata; Actinopteri; Perciformes; Serranidae
Source: RefSeq, a predicted model, not a curated record
UUGAAGGCAUGUCCGAUGAGGAGCUGCAGGAGAAAGCUUUGGGUUUAGCCAAACACACUCUGAGUGGGAAGACGGAUCUGGAGAGAGCGGUUGUGCUGCACCAGCACCUCGGGAGCAGAGCCAUGGGGGACAUGGUGAUCGAGACCUUUGAGCCCAGUCCAGAUAAAGGAGGAGGCGAGGACCCCGGAGGUUCGUCAGAGCAGGACAGUGACGCUCCGGCGGCUCAGACUGAAGCCGACAGUCUGGAGGUCACCGAGGGUUCUCAGGAGAACGGCGAGGCGACCAGCGCUGCCCCCGACUCGCCCUCCAAGCAGCUGCCGGACCAGAUCUCCUUCUUCAGCGGGAACCCGUCAGUGGAGAUCGUCCACGGCAUCAUGCACCUCUACAAGACCAAUAAAAUGACGUCACUGACGGAGGACGUGAGACGCAGCGCGAUGGUGUGCAUCCUGACGGUCCCCGCCACCAUGACCAGCCACGACCUCAUGAAGCUUUUGGCUCCUUUUAAUGACGUCAUGGAGCACAUGAAGAUCAUACGGGACUCCACCCCGAACCAGUACAUGGUUCUCAUCAAGUUCUGCUCACAGGCAGACGCAGACAGUUUUUACACGGCGUGUAACGGCCGCCAGUUCAACUCCAUAGAGGACGCCGUGUGCCAGCUGGUCUAUGUGGAGCGGGCCGAGGUUAUAAAGUCUGAGGAGGGAGCCAGUCUGCCGGUGAUGGAGCUGACCGAGCUGCCAAAGUGCACCGUGUGCCUGGAGAGGAUGGACGAGUCCGUUAACGGCGUCCUCACCACUCUCUGCAACCACAGCUUUCACAGCCAGUGUCUCCAGCGCUGGGAGGACGCCUCGUGUCCUGUGUGCAGGUACUGCCAAACACCAGAACCGGUCGAAGAGAACAAGUGCUUUGAGUGCGGCGUGCAGGAGAACCUGUGGAUUUGUCUGAUCUGCGGCCACAUCGGUUGCGGUCGUUACGUCAGCCGGCAUGCGUACAAGCACUUCGAGGAGACGCAGCACACCUACGCCAUGCAGCUCACCAACCACCGAGUCUGGGACUACGCAGGAG